CUCAUAUCACAAUUGUUAUAAAUAAGCCUCUCUCGCCUUGUCUUUAACCAAUUAACCCCUGUCUCAUACCAACACCACACUAUUAAGUACUACUAUCAUUUUUCAACUAUAGCUUCAGUUAUCCUCUCAUCCGAGUGCGUGAGUUAGAGAGAUAACACACAAAAAAACCAUGGUCUCUCACAACAACGGCACCACCACCACCACCACCAACAAUAAUAUGUACAUAGAACAAGGUGGCCAUGGUGGAAAUGUCCAUGAUUUCGACAAAAACCUCGACGACGAUGGCCGUCACAAAAGAACUGGGACGGCGUUGACGGCAAGUGCACACAUAAUAACGGCGGUGAUAGGGUCAGGGGUGUUGUCAUUGGCGUGGGCAAUAGCACAGCUAGGAUGGGCGGUUGGUCCGGCUGUAUUGGUGGCUUUCUCGUUCAUCACAUACAUGACUUCGACGUUUCUCGCCGACGGUUAUCGCUCACCUGAUCCUGUUACUGGCAAGAGGAAUUACACUUACAUGGAAGUUGUCCGAGCCAAUUUAGGUGGCAGGAAAGUUCAACUAUGUGGCUUAGCUCAAUACGUGAAUUUGGUAGGCGUCUCAAUUGGAUACACAAUUACUGCCUCUAUUAGCAUGGUAGCGGUAAAAAGGUCAAAUUGUUUCCACAAGUACGGGCACCAUGUGAAGUGCAACACAUCAAACAAUCCGUUCAUGAUAAUAUUUGGGUGCAUCCAAAUUCUGCUCAGUCAAAUCCCAAACUUUCACGAGCUUUCUUGGCUUUCUAUGGUGGCAGCAAUUAUGUCUUUUACCUAUGCUUCUAUUGGCCUCGCUCUCUCCAUCGCCAAAGUUGUAGGUGGGGGAAUCGCAAGAACAUCAUUAACAGGGGUAACGGUUGGAGUGGACGUGACAGCCGCAGACAAGGUGUGGAGGUGUUUCCAAGCCAUAGGCGAUAUUGCCUUUGCCUAUGCUUAUUCUAAUGUCCUCAUCGAGAUACAAGACACACUAAAAUCAUCCCCUCCAGAAAACAAAGUAAUGAAGAAGGCAUCCCUGGUUGGGGUAUCCACCACCAGCCUGUUUUACAUCCUUUGUGGUUGCUUUGGUUAUGCCGCGUUUGGUAAUGAAGCCCCUGGAAACUUCCUCACUGGAUUUGGAUUUUACGAGCCCUUUUGGCUUGUCGAUUUUGCCAACGUUUGCAUUGCAGUUCAUCUAGUUGGUGCUUACCAGGUUUUCACCCAACCCGUGUUUGGCUUCGUCGAGUCAUGGUCAAAGAAGCAUUGGCCGGAAAACAAAUUCAUAACAAGGGAUCACCCAAUCGAGAUCCCUUUUGGCAAUGGGAUCUACUACUUCAACUGGUUUAGACUAGUAUGGAGGACAUCAUAUGUGAUAGUAACAGCAAUUCUAGCUAUGUUAUUCCCAUUCUUCAACGAUUUCCUUGGGUUAUUAGGAUCACUAUCAUUUUGGCCACUGACUGUGUUUUUCCCCGUCGAGAUGCACAUCUCACAAGCAAAGGUGCCCAAGUACUCGUCAAAGUGGAUAGCUCUAAAAACACUUAGCUAUGCUUGCUUGGUAGUGUCAUUAAUCGCGGCAGCUGGGUCGAUUCAGGGACUUGUUGGUUCUGUAAAGAAAUACAAGCCCUUUCAGGCACAAGAAUGAGUCUCUUUUAACUCCUUUGAUCCUAUUUGUUGUGAAAUAUUUAGCAAAAAUGUAGUGCGACAUUCCAGUAAUGUGGUAAAAGUUUUAGAUCUUUGAUCUCGUUCAGAACAUCUAAUCCUCUAGCAUAAGGUAGUGAUGUAAUUGAAAAAAUUGCAAACCCCUUGUGAAGCUUUGUUGUGUAAUUAGUGGCACUAAAUUAGCUAGAUGAUUGGAAACUUAAAUACAACUGGUUUUCUAAUGUCACAAUUAUGGAUGAAAAUCCUUUACAUUUGAUCAA
Molecule: messenger RNA, 1922 nt
Organism: Beta vulgaris subsp. vulgaris (sugar beet)
Lineage: Eukaryota; Viridiplantae; Streptophyta; Magnoliopsida; Caryophyllales; Amaranthaceae
Product: amino acid permease 6
Exons: 7
Coding region: 170-1645 (491 amino acids)
Cellular component (GO): plasma membrane
Source: RefSeq, a predicted model, not a curated record